Nicotiana tabacum (common tobacco) is the source of this 1235-nucleotide messenger RNA. RefSeq names its product nicotianamine synthase-like. Gene Ontology annotation, biological process: nicotianamine biosynthetic process. Lineage: Eukaryota; Viridiplantae; Streptophyta; Magnoliopsida; Solanales; Solanaceae. The record is from RefSeq and is a predicted model, not a curated record. Gene Ontology annotation, molecular function: nicotianamine synthase activity.
AUUCUUAUUCCCAGGAAUUUCUAGCUUUUUUUUUCACUAUUAUUUCCCUAUCUUUCCAAUUCUAAUAUAAUAACAUCAACAGUGUCAACAUGGUUUGCCAAAGCAAUCAAGUGGUGCAACAAGUCUGCGAAUUGUACGAAAAGAUCACCAAAUUGGAAAGCUUGAAUCCGUCCAAGGAUGUCAACAUGCUGUUCACAGAGCUUGUGAAUACGUGCAUGCCCCCAAAUCCUAUUGAUGUUUCUAAGCUCUGUCAAAAGAUUCAAGAAAUUAGGUCUCAUCUCAUCAAGCUCUGUGGUGAAGCUGAAGGACUUCUUGAAAGUCAUUAUUCCAAGAUUCUUGGCUCCUAUGAAAACCCUCUUCACCAUCUUAAUAUUUUCCCAUAUUUCGACAAUUACAUCAAACUAAGCUUGCUUGAGUUCAACAUCCUCACCAAACAAACCGCCAUAACCCCGGCCCGAAUCGCCUUCGUUGGAUCGGGCCCUCUCCCUCUAACUUCUCUGGUUUUAGCUACCAAGCAUCUUAAGAGUACCUACUUUCACAAUUAUGAUAUUGACUCUGCGGCCAAUUAUAUGGCGUCCCGCCUCGUGGCAUCUGACCCUGACUUGUAUGAGAGGAUGACUUUUCACACUACAGAUAUCAUGGAUGUAACGUGUCCCUUGAAGGAAUAUGAUGUUAUCUUCUUGGCGGCCCUCGUGGGGAUGGACAAGGAAGAAAAGAUUAAGGUCGUUCAUCAUUUGGCUAAGUAUAUGGCUCCUGGAGCAAUACUGAUGCUGAGAAGUGCACAUGGUGCGCGCGCUUUUCUCUACCCUGUCGUCAAUUCUCGUGAUCUCAAAGGCUUCGAGGUUUUAUCUAUCCACCAUCCAACAGACGAGGUUAUUAACUCUGUCGUUAUUGCUCGUAAGUUGCCGCUGCAGCCACUUGAUCAAGGAUUUGGGUCCAUUGUGCUUCCGAGCAAAUGUGCUUGUGCUGAGAUUCAUUCGUUCAAUCAUAUGAAUAGGGUUAACGUGAUUGAAGAAUUGUCACUAGAGGAGCAACUUUCUUGAAGAGACUCAUAUGAUAUGUUGGUGAUUUGAUUUAUGUUUUAUUUGUGUCCCACUUGGAGUUGUAGCCCUUAAUUUCCAUUUUGGUUCUCAGUGCUUUCCUGCUUCCCUAACCGUUCGAUCCACUUCCUGAACGUGUCCCAUUAUCCCUUUGUCUCAUCUCUAGGAAAUAAGAUGACCAUUCGGCAUUUGUUU